UUCCAUUCCACAUCACUGAAGACAUGGCGGUCCUCUUCGCCUAUCAUGUGAAUGGAUCAGGAGCAGUGUUGGAAUUACAAUACAUGACAGCAACGGCCAACUGGACCAGUCUUUUUUCGGUGCUCAGCCAUCAGGACAUCUUUUGGCAACAAGCGGCUGUCAGCAUUCCGUCUACGUCCACUGCUUUGCGCUUUUUAGCAAGAACGAGCGGAUCGCAAGAUGUGAUCUUGAUUGAUUCCCUGUCUUGUUCGAAUGCAGUUUCCAGCAUUGAAAACUUGAGCUGCAGCUUUGAAGAGGAUUUCUGCGGGUGGGCUAGUUCCUGGCUACGAUACUCUGACCCCAUGUCUUGGUAUGACCUUGGACGCCAAGAUGCAUUCCAUGGUGACUGGUACAUCCACGUCGACUCAUCUCGCCAGGACCUUGCUUUGGUCAGUCCGUGGCUGGGAGGGCUGGGCAACGCACGAGACAGAUUAGACCUGCAUUUCUUCUAUUACAUGUUUUUCCCCUAUGGAGCCAGCAGGCUGAAUCUCGAGUGCCGACACGACAACUGGACUUGGUCGACUUUGUGGUCAAAACAGGGAAGUCAAGGUGCUGUGUGGCGCUUUGGUAUGACUACUUUGCCAGCAACGGCAUCAGCGUUGCGUUUUGUGGUGGAUCAGCCUCCUUAUUAUGGGCACAUUGCGCUUGACGCUAUAGGUGUUGGUGUUCCAACAGUAGCUGUAGACUUCAAGGGGCUGGCUUGCGAUUUUGAAUUCGAGGGGUGCUUCUGGCUGUUCGACCAUCAAUUCAACGAAUCGACGUGGAGAUAUGUCUCUACAGCUAUGUCAAGUGUUCCUGCCAAUGACGGCAGUUGGUAUCUUCAGGCUGCAGGGAAUGGUUUCGACAAUGAGG
Durusdinium trenchii is the source of this 891-nucleotide messenger RNA. The record is from the annotation of a GenBank genome assembly. NCBI's taxonomy places the organism in Eukaryota, Dinophyceae, Suessiales, Symbiodiniaceae.